Molecule: messenger RNA, 3598 nt
Organism: Linum tenue
Lineage: Eukaryota; Viridiplantae; Streptophyta; Magnoliopsida; Malpighiales; Linaceae
Source: the annotation of a GenBank genome assembly
UAACACUUAACGGGCAGAGAGCUUUUCGUUUCCGAAGGGUAAGCCAAAUUCAGAGACACUCUCAUUGAAGCUCCAAAAACAACUCCUCCGAUCUCUCCCUCGCUCUUUAUAUCCCGGCAAUCUCUUUCACCUGCGCUCUUCCUGGAUCUGCUUCCUACUACCUCUCUGCAUUCGGUUUUCAGGUGGCGGAUUAUUUUUCGGCAGGUAGUUAAGAAUCCGGGCCUAGAUCAUAAAAGGGGAAGUGGAGAAUGUCUGGGAAGGCGCCUGGAACGCCAGCUUCAAAAAUUGAGAACAGAACCCCUGCAUCAACUCCAGGGGGAGGGAGCAAAGCAAAAGAGGAGAAGAUCGUAGUUACAGUACGUUUACGGCCUUUGAACAGAAAGGAACAACUAGCAAAGGACCAAGUAGCAUGGGAAUGUGUGGAUGACCAGACCAUUGCUUACAAGCCCUCUCCCCAGGAGCGCUCAGCUCAACCGGCUUCUUUCAUUUUCGAUAAAGUGUUCGGUCCUACUUGUAUAACGGAGUCUGUGUACGAGGAUGGAGUCAAAAACAUUGCCCUCUCUGCUUUGAUGGGAAUUAACGCAACUAUCUUUGCAUACGGGCAAACAAGCAGUGGGAAGACAUACACUAUGAGAGGAAUAACUGAAAAGGCUGUUCAAGACAUCUACAACCAUAUAAGAAACACCCCAGAGAGGGACUUCACAAUAAGGAUGUCAGGGCUGGAGAUUUACAAUGAAAAUGUGAGGGAUUUGUUGAAUUCGGAAUCUGGCCGCAGUCUCAAGCUUCUAGAUGAUCCGGAGAAAGGAACCGUAGUUGAGAAGUUGGUGGAGGAAACAGCAAGCGACGAUACACAUUUGAGGCAGUUGAUCAGUGUGUGUGAAGCCCAAAGGCAAGUUGGUGAAACCGCACUCAAUGAUACUAGUUCACGAUCACAUCAAAUAAUCAGGCUGACGAUACAGAGUACUCUACAUGAGAAUUCCGAUUGUGCGAGGUCGUUUGUUGCAAGCUUGAAUUUCGUGGAUCUAGCUGGAAGUGAAAGGGCUUCACAGACCCAUGCUGAUGGUACCAGGUUACGAGAAGGUUGCCAUAUCAAUCUUAGCCUGAUGACCCUAACGACAGUAAUAAGAAAACUAAGUGUUGGGAAGAGAAGUGGCCACAUACCCUACAGAGACUCGAAGCUUACGCGCAUACUGCAGCACUCACUAGGCGGAAAUGCUCGUACUGCCAUCAUAUGUACUUUAAGCCCAGCAUUGACACAUGUUGAACAAUCUCGAAAUACUCUUUACUUUGCAACACGAGCCAAGGAAGUUACAAAUAAUGCACAAGUCAACAUGGUUGUUUCGGACAAGCAGCUAGUUAAGCAUUUACAGAAGGAAGUGGCGAGGCUGGAAGCAGAACAGAGGCGCACUCCUGACCCUUCAAGAGACAAGGACUUGAAAAUCCAGCAGCUGGAGAUGGAAGUCGAGGAAUUGAGGCGCCAAAGAGAUCUUGCAAAAUCUGAGGUGGAUGAGUUACGUAGGAAAAUGGAAGAGGAGCAACAACAGGUGUGCACUAAAGUAGAAGAAUCACCCCGCCCAGCUGUGAAGAAGUGUCUAUCUUACUCGGAAGCAUUGCUAUUAAAACCUGAGAGCAAGGACUCAAAGCGCAGUGAGAAGAUGAGAAAAACGACCCUAAGGCAGUCCAUGAGAUCAUCAUCAGCUGCACCUUUCACCCUGAUGCAUGAAAUUCGUAAACUCGAACACCUACAAGAGCAACUUGGGGAAGAAGCAAACCGAGCUCUUGAAGUACUGCAAAAGGAAGUUGCUUGUCAUAGACUAGGUAACCAAGAUGCAGCAGAGACGAUUGCCAAGCUGCAAGCUGAGAUAAGGGAAAUGCGUUCCCUUCCACAGCUUCCAAGGGAAGUUCAAAUUGGAAGCGUGAUGAUACCUACCAACAAAAGUGUUAGUGCUAAUCUGAAAGAGGAAAUAACAAGACUUCAUUCACAAGGAAGCACCAUUGCCAAUCUCGAAGAGCAACUGGAGAACGUCCAGAAGUCUAUCGACAAGCUGAUCAUGUCUCUCCCGAGCAAUAAUACUCCAGAAUUGAACUUUGAGUCGCCAGCUUCCAAUUCUAAGAGUCAGCACAAGAAGAAGAAGAUACUCCCUUUAUCUCCGAGCAACAGUGGGAUGCAGAACUUCAUCCGAUCUCCAUGUUCACCUUUGUCAUCAUCAAGGCAAGUAUCAGAAAAUGACAGAGAGAAUCGAGCACCAGAGAAUGUUGACGUUCUUGUGUCGAAUGUCAACUCGCAGCAAGAAUCUGAGAAACAGACUACUACUCCAAUGAAGAGUGAAGAGUGUGGAGAAGUGUCCAGGGAAGGUGUCUCCCCCGGCUAUCGACGUUCGAGUUCUGUCAACAUGAAGAAGAUGCAGAAGAUGUUCCAGAAUGCAGCUGAGGAAAACGUGAGAAGCAUUAGAGCAUAUGUGACAGAACUGAAGGAACGAGUUGCCAAACUCCAGUACCAAAAGCAGCUGCUAGUUUGCCAGGUUCUGGAACUGGAAGCAAAUGAGGCAGCUGGGUAUAACAUAGAGGAGGAUGAGGAGGAAAUGAUGGUCGAUGCGGUGGAACCACAAGUUCCAUGGCAUGUGACCUUCAGAGAGCAGAGGCAGCAGAUCAUAGAAUUGUGGGAUAUUUGCUACGUACCAAUUAUCCACAGAACACAAUUCUACUUGCUGUUCAAAGGCGACCCUGCUGAUGAGAUGUACAUGGAGGUAGAACUCAGGCGACUAACCUGGUUGCAGCAGCAUUUGGCUGAGCUGGGUGAUGCAAGCCCUGCUCGUGUUGUCGGUGGAGAUGAGCCAACGGUUUCCCUUUCAUCAAGUAGGAGAGCGUUGAAGCGUGAGAGGGAAUUCCUGGCUAAGAGGCUGACGCGGUUGAGCAUGGAGGAGAGGGAGGCGUUGUUCAUUAAAUGGGGUGUGCCUUUGGAUGGGAAGCACAGAAGGCUGCAGUUCAUAAGCAAGCUAUGGAGAGAUCCUCACGAUUCGAGGCACGUACAAGAAAGUGCAGAGAUUAUUGCAAGGCUGGUUGGGUUGUAUCAAGGAGGGAAUUUGUCCAAGGAGAUGUUCGAGCUCAACUUUGCACCGCCAUCUGGGAAAAGGCCAUGGUGGGCUAUGGAAUGGAACCAGAUUUCCAACCUCCUUAACCUUUGAGGUUGGAUUGCUGGGCUCGUGCCAGUAAGUAGUAUUAGGUUUCCGAUUUGUACAUGGAAAUGCAGCGCAACUCCAUCGGUUUCUCGCAUUCUGGAACCAAUUUUCUUCGUUUCUGCUGUUUAGGGGUUUUUUGGCUCAUUAGUUGAUGGGGGACUAAAUGAAUGUGUAGUAGUAUGGGUGCUCGAGAAAAUGGGAGCAAGCACUGAUGAGACAUGAGAGUACUCCUAAUAAUCGAACUAAUUCGAACAAUUUCAUAUUGGAGGUUGUUUUGAAUGAUGAAUUACUAUCCUUGUGGGAUCAACAACUGAGGUCAACCCAAUUUCGGUUCAUUCAAAACAAUGUGCAUACUGCAUAGUGAAAUGCCAAAGCUGAACUCUUUUAUGGUGGACAGAGUGGGCCGAGUUGAAACUAGA